Messenger RNA from Anneissia japonica, 2199 nucleotides. RefSeq lists its product as uncharacterized. Lineage: Eukaryota; Metazoa; Echinodermata; Crinoidea; Comatulida; Comatulidae. The coding region runs from base 16 to 1023 and encodes 335 amino acids. The record is from RefSeq and is a predicted model, not a curated record. The transcript has 2 exons.
GAUUAUAAGUACAUAAUGGCUAAUUCGGCGUUCCAUAGUCAAGAAAAAAAAAUUGAUCAUGCAAUGUGUGACGCGUAUCGGUUAAGCAUAGCAAAGGCUAGGAAAGAGAGAAAAGCAGGCAGGAGGAUGCAAAGCCAAGAUUAUUUGAACAGUACGGCUUCGGCCUGGCAAGCAUGGUGUAGGAAUGCACUGAAAGAAAAUAAACAGACUAUUAUCUCAGUCGGAGUGGGAUUGUUGGUUGUUGUAGUUGCAUGGAAAUACUUUUACAAAACAAUGUCCAAUAAUGGAGAGAAAGGUGAGCCUGAUGAAGGCAAUGACAAAACGAGAUCAGAAAAAUCAACAUCCUCAAAAACAAAAGAGACCAGCAAAUGCAAAAGAAGCAUUGCUGAGAAUGGAGAAUCAAGAGAAAAUUCUGAGUCUGAGGAAAAUUUAAAUGAUGAUGAAGAAUUCCUAAUAGGAAAAGGAGAAAGAAAGAUCAAAGUCAUCAUCAGGCGUGGUGACAUCACCAGGGAGGAGGUUAAUGUCAUUGUCAAUGCAGCGAAUGGUAGACUUCAGCACGGAGGAGGUGUUGCAAGAGCUAUUGCUGUGAAAGCUGGAAUAGGUAUCGAUAAAGAAGGUAAAGAUAAACUCAAACAAAGAGGAAGUGCCUUGAACGUGUCAGAGGUGUUGCACACUUAUGGUUAUGAUCUUAAGGCAACGUAUGUCUUGCAUGCUGUUGGACCAAUUCGUGGUAGAGACAGCCAUUUUCACUCUCUUUUGGAGGAAACAUUUAAGAAUUGUUUAAAAUAUGCAGAUGAAGAGCUUGAAGCUAAAUCUAUUGCACUUCCAUUAAUUAGCUCUGGCAUAUUUGGAGGACAGAAGAAAGAAUGUGCAGAUGCCUUAUUUGAAGCUGUUAAUAAAUUUGUAGAGAAUGAAACAUUUAAAAACGUAGAAGAAAUUCGACUUGUGAACAUUGAUGCUGAGGCCACUGAUGCAAUUAAAGCAUCUUUUUCCAAAUCCAAAGCAGGUCAAAGUGCAUCAUAGACAAUAAUUUACAGUAAUUUUUGUUUAACUUGGAUUGCCACCCAUUACCUUCAUACUCAACUGCAUUGGUUUUUGUAAUAAAUGAAACAAAAAAUAGGAAUGUACAACUUACCACUUAUUAUAUCAUUAAAAUGGUGUUUUUCAUCUUCUUUAAUUAGCAGUUUGCCCUCCAAUUUGAGAUUAUGACCUGAAAAUUUGGGGUGGUCUUGGGGUUUAUAUUUGUGUUAAAAGAAGAUUGUUAUUUGGUUCUAUGAAAGAAUUGGUUUCAAAUUAGAGAAGUCUCGGAAUUGGUGGGGUCUCGAAUAAAUUCACCCUUCAAUUUAAAACCACCCUUGGGACCUGAUAAUUUGGGGUGGUCUUGAGGAUGAUCUCCAAUUAGAGGAUUAACUUUGUGUUAUAAGAUAAAUUGAAGAUUGUUAUUUGGUUGUUUGAAAAAGUGGUCUCAAGAUUAGAGUGGGCUUGGAUUCGAGGGUGUACUGUAUAUUUUUGAUCAUUUAAAAAAAAUAAUGAUUAUUAUUAAAUUAUUAAAAAAGUUUGCUUACAAUAAAUGAUUAUGAUAUUCAUAAAUUACCAGACCAUUCAACGAAGGAGUUCUGGUUAAUAUUUCUUAUUUCAGUUUAUUAGCACAUCUAAGGCCUAAAUAUAUAUAUGCUUCACAAUUCUUGACAAUUUAUUAUUAUUCUCCUGAUGAUGAUUGAAGCUGAAUGAACCAUGAAAAUUGUGUUGAUAAAAUGCCUGCAGCAUCAGAUGUUACCUGUACACUAUAUAACCCAACAUUUUAUUUUUUUUCCCCCAAAAGGCCUCUGAGACAAUUAUAUGCCUCCAACUGCCAGUCCCGUGGUUGUGCACUUUUUCCAGCCCUACUAUUAACACCAUGGAAUGCAUAAUCAGCUCUAUAUCUGAGGGAAUGUAUCCAAUAUAGAUUUUGUAAAAAAACUGAUUUUUAUUUUACAGAUUUUGGUACGGUACAUUAGAUAUUAAAAUAACAGAAAUUGUAGAGUACUAAUUUUCCAAUAAAUGGCGUCCAAUUAUUGCAGUAUUUAUUGUAAUCAAGAAACGUACUUGAUUGAUAAAGCAUGAUUUAAAAAUAAUAAUAGAUUGCUUUAAAGUUAGCCUCUGAUUACAAUAUUUGUGACUACAGUACAUACAUUAAAGUGAUUACCAUGCUGAAAAAGA